GUAGGGAAACAUCGAUCACAAUCCAAGAUGGAGAGCGCAAACGCUGGACAUAUGAUGAGCUUAGCGGCUCUGCAAAGACAAGACCCAUACAUCAACAAGCUGCUCGAUGUCACCGGACAGGUGGCUCUUUACAACUUCAACUCCAAAGCGAAUGAGUGGGAGAAAACUGAAAUCGAGGGCACCCUGUUUGUUUACGCCAGGUCUGCCUCUCCUCAUCAUGGCUUCACCAUCAUGAAUCGAUUAAGUACAGAGAACUUGGUGGAGCCGAUCAAUAAAGACCUAGAGUUCCAGCUGCAGGAUCCCUUCUUGCUUUACAGGAACGGCAACUUGGGUAUUUAUAGCAUUUGGUUCUACGACAAGAGAGACUGUCAACGCAUCGCUCAGCUGAUGGUCAAAAUUGUAAAGCAAGAAGCGGACCACGCUCAGAGAAAGUCACCUGAGAGAACAGAGCCGGGCAGAACCAACGGCCUGGCAGAACCCAGGUCCAUCGACAUCCUGGAGCUGCUCAGCAAGGCCAAGGAGGAGUACCAGAGAUCUCAGACCGGUGAACCUGACGUGUCAGCAGGACAUCAUGUGAAAGCAGCUCUUGGCGCUGCAGAGCGCGUCCACGGCUCGUCUCAGCCUGAGAGGAGCUCUCAGCCGGGGGUGAAGCAGAUCACUGUCGAGGAGCUGUUUGGCACGUCCCUCCCGAAGGAGCCGCCUGCUCACAGCGGCUCCGCCCCUCGAGACCCCGCCUCCGCCGCUUACAUCCAGAAACCGCCGUAUCCCGCCGCGGCGCACCAGAGCCCCCGUUUCAUCCCCCAGGACUCGGCCCCCGGCCUGCUGCCGGCCCCCUUCGCCGUCCACCCCGGAGCCGUGUUCCGCCCGGGGGCCCCCUUGCCGGACCCCCGCUGCUCCGCCUCGCCGCUCAUGGCCGCUCCGGAGCAGCGCCCCCCGCCCGCAGGGCCUCCGGCGGCCUUUCUGGGACAGGAGAUCCUCAACACGCUCAAACAGGCGGCGCCGCCCACAAACGCAGACGUCGGCAAACCAAUCCUGGCGCCCAGUUUCCUGCCGAGCACACUGGUUCCACCCCACAGCUUCCACGAGCCCAUGGGCAAACCCCUUGUCCCGCACGGCAAGGAGAUGGAUGUUUUCUCUCAGCCUUCGAGCCUGAUCAAAACUAUUCCUGCCGCCGCCAUGAGUCCAGCUCUCACUGUUCCAGGGUCAGAGGUCUCCUUGCUCCUCUCCCCCAGUGCCUUCCAGCAGUCCAUCACUAAGGCAGCGGCAGCGGCGGCAGCCCCCCCUCCCGCCCCCUCCGAGCCCCCCUACCCCUCCGCAGGAGGCGUGGAGCCUCCAGCGGCCCCCUGCAGUAAAACCCAGCUGCAGGAGACUCUGAUCCACCUCAUUAAGAAUGAUGCAAACUUCCUCAGUGCCAUCCACGACGCCUACCUGCAGAGUCUGUCCAAAGACUUCAGCAGCAUGAAGCUGUAGUCCUCCUUCCACCGCUGGAACCAGGAGCACCACGUAGAAGCGAGGCACUGAAGUGGGUCUGGAGAGCUCCACACGCCGCAGCUCCUCUGAACCAGCGUUCUCAUAUGCAUGGCAUUAUUAACUCCCGAUGCUGAACCAGGACCAGAUCCUCUGCUGAGAGCGACCCACUUCUCCCACCUCGGCCUUGAACGCUGUUGAGCUACAGACUGCGUGUUGGCAGAGUUCAGCUGUGGGAAUGGUUUUAUUCUCUGGAGGACGGGACCACCGAGGAGCAGCCGCCCCGACCCCGACCCUGACCCCGACCCCGACCCCGGCCCUCAGAGUGACCAGGUUUUAGUUUGCGGGGUUCGCAGCUCGUCUGCUGGCAGAGAGGGACCACAGAGAAAACACCGACUGCCCAGAAAGACCGAGACGUCCAGGCCGAGGACCUCGCUGUCCUUUCAGCGUCACGUUGAAAUUAACUCAGUAUUUUCCGUUUUGCUCGUUUUUCAUUUAUGGAACCUCAAGCUGAAGCCUGGAUAUUUCCGGUGAAGCCACGGAGAAGCCGAGGAGUCGUUACUUUUUGUGUUUGGGAGAAGUGUUGUCAAGGUUUUUUUUUUGUUUUGUUUUUGUUUUUUUUUUUGUCUGCCCUCAUUGUGGGAGAAUAACUUGUAAUUCUUUUGAGAAGCACUUGCAGCGAAGAACCU
This is a messenger RNA of Salarias fasciatus (jewelled blenny), 2156 nucleotides long. RefSeq names its product decapping mRNA 1A (gene dcp1a). Lineage: Eukaryota; Metazoa; Chordata; Actinopteri; Blenniiformes; Blenniidae. Gene Ontology annotation, biological process: deadenylation-independent decapping of nuclear-transcribed mRNA; deadenylation-dependent decapping of nuclear-transcribed mRNA; positive regulation of catalytic activity. The transcript has 9 exons. The record is from RefSeq and is a predicted model, not a curated record. Bases 28 to 1470 code for a protein of 480 amino acids. Gene Ontology annotation, molecular function: enzyme activator activity; mRNA binding. Gene Ontology annotation, cellular component: P-body.